Cotesia glomerata is the source of this 559-nucleotide messenger RNA. RefSeq lists its product as uncharacterized. The record is from RefSeq and is a predicted model, not a curated record. The transcript is spliced from 2 exons. NCBI's taxonomy places the organism in Eukaryota, Metazoa, Arthropoda, Insecta, Hymenoptera, Braconidae. Bases 128 to 559 code for a protein of 143 amino acids.
AAUUUUUUUAACCUUUUAAAAAAAUUACACGUUGAUUUUUGUCAAUCUAAAUAAAUAAUUGUUAAUUAUUAAAAAAAAAAAAAAACAAUAAUUAAUAAUAAUUGAGUUCUAAUUGAAAAUCACAUCAAUGCGUUAUCCUAAACAAGAUGAGACAAUCAUGUCUGACAAUGACAAUGUUGAUGUAAAUGAAGUUUUUGAAAAUUUAUUACUAGCUGAGGAUAUUGCCGAAAAAUCUGGAUUUGAUGAAGGUGUUGAAGCGGGUAAAAAUCAAUUAUUAAAAGGCUAUCAUCUGGGAUAUCACAGAGCUAGUGUCUUAGCAGCUCAAUUAGGAUACUACAGUGGAGUAAUUGAAUUUUGUCUGCAUGAAAAAAAUUUUUCUCCCAAAGUUUUGGAACAAGCUAAAAAAUUAAAAGAUGAGAUCAGGAAGUUUCCUAAAGACAAUGAUGAAACUUUUGAUAUGGAACAAGGCUUAAAAAAUAUUAAAGUUAAAUUUACUAAGCUUUGUUCGCUAGCGAAAAUUAAUUCAGCUUAUCCAGAAGCUGAAAAACUCGAUUUUUAA